GGAUACGUUCGUGUUGUUUUGCUUUUCCAUCGCUAAAGACCCGUGAAAUUUAUUUCGGAGACCACAGAUAACUGUCAGUACAUGUUACCAUGGCGAUGACUGCAGGGACUACAACAUCCUUUCCCAUGAGUAACCACACCCGGGAGAGAGUGACGGUGGCCAAACUUACGCUGGAGAACUUCUACAGCAACCUAAUCAUACAGCACGAGGAGAGAGAAACCAGGCAGAAGAAGCUAGAAGUGGCUAUGGAAGAGGAAGGCCUUGCAGACGAGGAGAAAAAACUGCGCAGGUCACAACAUGCUCGCAAAGAAACCGAGUUUCUGCGACUGAAGAGGACUAGGCUUGGCUUGGAUGACUUUGAAUCUUUGAAAGUUAUAGGAAGAGGAGCAUUUGGAGAGGUACGUCUUGUUCAGAAGAAGGAUACAGGUCAUAUUUAUGCAAUGAAGAUAUUAAGAAAAGCAGAUAUGCUGGAGAAAGAGCAGGUGGCCCAUAUCCGAGCAGAAAGAGAUAUUUUGGUUGAAGCAGAUGGAGCCUGGGUAGUGAAAAUGUUUUACAGCUUUCAGGAUAAAAGAAAUCUUUACCUGAUCAUGGAGUUCUUACCUGGAGGUGACAUGAUGACCCUACUAAUGAAGAAAGACACCUUAUCAGAAGAGGAGACACAGUUUUACAUUUCUGAAACUGUGCUGGCCAUAGAUGCUAUUCACCAGCUGGGAUUCAUCCACAGAGACAUUAAACCAGAUAACCUUCUGCUGGAUGCUAAGGGUCAUGUAAAACUGUCAGAUUUUGGGCUAUGCACAGGUUUAAAGAAAGCUCACAGAACAGAGUUCUACAGGAACCUAACACACAACCCGCCAAGUGACUUCUCAUUUCAGAAUAUGAAUUCAAAGAGAAAAGCAGAAACAUGGAAGAAGAACAGGCGACAGCUGGCAUAUUCUACUGUUGGAACCCCAGAUUACAUUGCACCGGAAGUCUUUAUGCAGACUGGGUACAACAAGCUGUGUGACUGGUGGUCGUUGGGAGUGAUUAUGUAUGAAAUGCUAAUAGGGUAUCCACCUUUCUGCUCAGAAACACCACAAGAAACUUAUAGGAAAGUUAUGAACUGGAAAGAAACGUUGGUAUUUCCUCCAGAGGUGCCCAUUUCAGAGAAAGCGAAGGACUUAAUUCUAAGGUUUUGUAUCGACUCAGAAAAUAGAAUUGGUAGUAAUGGAGUAGAGGAAAUCAAAAGUCAUCCGUUUUUUGAAGGAGUGGACUGGGGACAUAUCAGGGAAAGACCAGCUGCAAUCCCUAUAGAAAUCAAAAGCAUUGAUGAUACUUCUAACUUCGAUGAAUUUCCUGAAUCUGAUAUUUUACAGCCAGUGCCAAACACAACGGAACCUGACUACAAAUCCAAAGACUGGGUUUUCCUCAAUUAUACCUACAAGAGGUUUGAAGGGCUUACACAGCGUGGCUCGAUCCCUUCCUACAUGAAAGCUGGGAAGUUGUGAAACGAAACACAAACCCACAAAAGAAAUAUAAACCUCAGGUAGCUGCAUCACCAGACCCGCUUGGCAUUAGUUUAUCAAUACAUUGACUCUGGUGCGCAUCAAUUUCACAAGGAAAUUCUACAGGAUUAGGAUUUCUGAGACUACUACAGGAAUUAGUUGGCAGUGCCAGCUGGCUUUUUUUUUUUUUUUUUAAUAUUUGAAUAUUUUUGUUAACUUUAUUAUACGAAGGUACUGGAAUAAAAGGAACGUACAUCCCUUUGUAACUGCACUGCCUAUGUGUGUAUAACGGUUAAUUAUGCCUCUCUGUACUGUGGCUGUGUUUGUACUGCAAACCAUCUAAUCCACCCAGGAGUAAAGCAUAUCAUUUGAUGGAGCAUUGUUAUUGUGCUGCUUACCUGGUGGGAUUUAGAGAUGCAGUAUAAAAAACAAUUUCCCACAUUUGCAAAAAUCUGAGCAGUUGCUCAAGGGUGUUUCAGUUGUGGUCUGCAGGAUACCCUGUGAGUGUGGCAACAUUGAAUUAUUUUAAAUAGCAGUGUCCUGUGGGCCUACUUGUGCCCUGCCUACCCUCGCUCCUCCCCACUGGAGGGCUUUGUCAGCCCAUUGUCCUCUGCUUCUCUUUCUUCCAUUUUCCACUGUGUGUGGCAGUGGAACAGUCUCUGUGUCAGGUUUAGUGGUAUUUCUACUUAAAAUGCUAGUUGAUGGCUAUGACUGUCUAAGAUGACUAUGCCUGUUGACCACUGCUGAAAGAUUUUUAACAGAAGGGAAACUUGCUGGUACCAAGUUCCAAGGAGAUGAAAUGUCAUUUCCAGGACAGCAUUUCUUCCUCUGCUGUAAGGCAGAUAAUCUUUUUGCUACUGAUAAUUCAAAUGGCCUUUUCUGUCUGUGCAAAACGUAUUCUAGUAAAGUGACCAAACUGCUGCUUUUUCUUUUUUUGUCUCCCUAAGAAGUUCAAGGCUAGAGCCUUUCCUGUCCAGAGCACCCUGUAGCUGCCUUUGUCAAGCCAGAGGAAAUGGAGUGUCCCACUAGACUCAGGCUCUCGUGUGGGCUCCAUCUUCUAGUUUCUCCAUCUAAUGUGGACCAUGGGAUUAAAACAGUUCAGCUGAGCCUGCAGCCCAGUUUCCAGGAACCCUGAACCAACCACAGUAUCUAAAUGCUGUUCUCACUAGUCUGCAGGAUGGUGACAAACUGACAGAAGAUACGGGUCUCCUUCUCCUAGGUCAAGGAAACUGAAGCAGAAAUCCUUCCAUCUGCCGGGUAUGUUUUUUCUUCUCAGCCCAGCAGCAGUUCAGGACAGAAUUGCACUCCUAGAACAGUUCGGAAUUACCUGGUCAUUGGCAAAUUUUUCUGUAUCUCUGCGUGUACCAGCAUAUUAUCUGCAGUACUUUGAAUCUAUCAUAAUACAGUAGAGAUGUUCAGUGUCAUUUUCUGGUUACAAAUGAGAUUUACAGCAAUGAAAAAUUCCCCAGUAAUUGAAGCAUAGUCGCUGUUGCUGCCAUCCUCCUUUGAAUGCAAGUGAAAGGCACUCUGAAGCCUCUGCAGUGCCCAUAGGAGUGAAGCACAGGAUGUUAUGGUACACAGCAGGAAAGACUCCAUUAAGAUUGACUUUUGCAGCAAAAUGGAAGUGACUGUUUACAAAGCUAUUUACAGAAAUGUUUAUUGCUGUUAGGCACCAUGGUAUCAGCUGUUCAGCAUUAUUUACAUGCUUUAAAAACACACUGGGGUGUUCACAUGUUACCAGCAAGCCCAUCAGUGGCUUACUGACAUGCAUGUAGUCUUCUCCAAUCCAACAGCUACUAGGUUCCUCAAGGGCUUCAGUGAUGUCUUUCCUCCAAGAUCUUGUUUCUCUCCAAACAUCUAAUACUUAUUUUUAAUGCCUAUCUACAAAAAACUUUAGUCUUUAGCUCAUCACAGAGGAGCAGCCACUGCCUCAGGGUCCAUCCAGUUUACACAGUGUUAUAUCAGAACAUGGUUAAGCUAAACUUUUGCCUAAAUGCUGGAUUUAUGUGGGAACAUCUCAUUAAUCUCCAGUUUUUCUUCCGAGACCUUACACUAAUUAACACCCCUUUAUUGCUGUGGGGGCAAGACCCCUCAGAAAUUCCCCAGUGUUGUUCUUAGCCUUGUCAGUGUAGUGAAGCUCAACCUCUAUCCAUACAAAGACUGUCCAAAACAGUAAGUCACUUAAAUCCACCUUUAACAUUUCAGACUUCAUUCUGCCAGUGCCCUUAGCAGCUUUUGAGGCUUCUCAGGAAAGGAAAUUUCUUUUCUAAGGUAUUCAGUCCAUUCUACCCAGACAGAGGAGCUUGGGCAGAAUAUGUCUGAGAUGCAAACUUGCCCUCAAAGGACACUGCUAUUCAAAAGAGAAUUGUUAACAGUUUUCAUUUCCAGUCUCCUUCAUGGGGCACUAUGUGCACCAGAAAUAGAAUUCCUGCAAACAAGACAUUUCAAAAGACCACAGUUACCCUAUUUCCCUAAUAAGAAGUCUUUGCUUGAAUUUGCUAAGACAAGAUAAGUUUCAUGGAAACUGCAAAUGCUCAGUAAUACUGGUGAUUUAUUCUUUUUUUUCUGCAGGUUUUGGGGGAGGGAAGAUAAAUGCACACUUAAUUUAAAGCUAUCUAUUAAACAACUAUGUCUGUACAUACUGGUUUACAAACUUCAAAAAAAAGCUCAACCCUUGUAUUUGUAACACUAAAGAUAAUACUCAUUUCAAAUUGCGGAUGAUUAAUCAUAUCAGUGCUCACAUAGGAAUUCUAUCCAUAGGGAACAACCUGCAGCCUAUUUAUCAUAAACUCCUGUAUUGUGGUAGUUGAUUUUAUUUUUUUUAACAUAGCAUUCUUUUAAUCAGUAAGUCAAGUUAAACAGAAUAUUAGCUACUGCUUUUAGGAUGAUAGAAUUUUUUUUAAGGUGAAACUGUGACACUGUAAUGGAUUAAAGAGAACAGAAGGUUAAUCUACACUGGCUUUCAAAAAAUGGAAGUGCAACAUAUCUUUUGUUAUUUUGUCUUUUGGAUGGUUGUGUUUUUUCCUUUGGCAAUGUUUGUCACUGUGCCAUUUAUUUUUCUUAUUCUUGGAGUACCAAAGAUUCUGAAAUGGCUUGAUGAUUGCAACCAUGUGAAAAUUUAUUUUCUGAAACUGUUUUGUUAACUUUUGUUAAAAUGUGGAAUUGUGUAUGCAAAUUCUUAUCAGAGGUUUGCUGGGAAGUUAACCUAUUCCAGCAGGAAAAACCUGAGUGCAUCAAUGGAAGUGGUGGGCCUGAAUCCAAAUUUUGGAUCUGAAUACCCUGAAGCUGGGGGGAGGAAGCUUGCUGGGAAAUGCAGCUGAGCUUUUUUGCACUUUGUUCCAUCUCCCAUCAGUGUGAGUGAGUGGCCUUAGGUACAGGACAUCAGCAGAGGUGGUUUCAUGCGCAAAAGGAGUGGAAAGAAUCGCCAGCAUUCAGAAAACAAAUAUUGUUGAUACUGCGUUUGCACUGUUCAAUUUGCCUUGCUGGAGAGUUAUAUAAGUGUUAUUUUUAUAGGUCAAUUGUUGAACACCAGAGCCACUGGAUACAGUAUGGAAUAAUAGCAUCUGACAUGGGUGAAUUCACCUAAGUGCAAAGGGGCUUGCUGGAAGCUCUCCACACUACUAAGACAAAUGGGCAUAAGCAGUACAAAGGGUGUUGUCUGCUCCUUGGAAAGAGGUGACUUUCCUCCUCUGCAACAGCAAGUAGGGAAUACUGCAGUUAGCCCAGUGAUACUCUUAAUGCUUAGGAAGUGCUCUCACUUUUUCAAUAAUAUGAGCAAUUACAAGCAUUGUUACAUACUGUACCUUGUCCUUUUAAUGUUGAUAUAUUACAGCAGCUCGUUCUUGGAGUCAAAAUGGCAAAUGCUAUAUUUUUCUUAGAUUGUUUCAUUAGUUGUGGUUGGGAAAGUUACAUAGAAGCAUUAUAAAAAUUUAUAUGAGGCUUUUUACAGCAUUUGAAAAUAAAAGUAGCAUUCCUUUUGUAAA
Messenger RNA from Apus apus (common swift), 5464 nucleotides. RefSeq names its product serine/threonine kinase 38 like (gene STK38L). The transcript has 14 exons. The record is from RefSeq and is a predicted model, not a curated record. Bases 90 to 1484 code for a protein of 464 amino acids. Gene Ontology annotation, biological process: peptidyl-serine phosphorylation; intracellular signal transduction. Gene Ontology annotation, molecular function: protein serine/threonine kinase activity; ATP binding. Lineage: Eukaryota; Metazoa; Chordata; Aves; Apodiformes; Apodidae.